Laccaria bicolor S238N-H82 is the source of this 369-nucleotide messenger RNA. RefSeq lists its product as uncharacterized. The transcript has a single exon. Bases 1 to 180 code for a protein of 59 amino acids. The record is from RefSeq and is a predicted model, not a curated record. NCBI's taxonomy places the organism in Eukaryota, Fungi, Basidiomycota, Agaricomycetes, Agaricales, Hydnangiaceae.
AUGCCGAACGGAAGUGGCAGGAUCAAUACGCAAGUACCAGUCAUCAACACACUCCUGCUUUUCUAUCCAACCAACCACAACACCAACAACUGGCAAGUCAAAUCCCCAACAUCAUCGCUAAACCUCAUGUCUUUUAGGGACUGGCUUGCAGCGUGUAUUGCGGAGGCUGUGUGUCUUUGAGACGCUGCAUGACUGUACGAGAAGGGCCGCGAAACUAAGAUUUGCUUGGUAUCAAAGUUGAGAUUGUGUGGUGGGCAGAGGGGAAAUUUUGGUAUCUUUAGCUCCAGGGGUGAUAGAGGGGUUGAUUUUACAAGUGGAAUGUCGAUUGCUCUUUCGACACGAGUCAGCAAAUCAUGUAUAGAACAUACC